Messenger RNA from Daucus carota subsp. sativus, 3993 nucleotides. RefSeq lists its product as uncharacterized. The transcript is spliced from 4 exons. The record is from RefSeq and is a predicted model, not a curated record. Gene Ontology annotation, molecular function: protein binding. Lineage: Eukaryota; Viridiplantae; Streptophyta; Magnoliopsida; Apiales; Apiaceae. The coding region runs from base 2264 to 3628 and encodes 454 amino acids.
UUGAGGAUAUUUUAACAAUUUAUGGAAUCCGGCGCCUCCUGCUUUUAAGUAUCCGCAACCAGGCUGCAUCCCUACAGAGCCCCUUCCCUUGUUCAGUAUUACCUCUCUUCUUAAGUUUGUUAACACGAGAGACCUUUGUGUGGAAUCUUUUAAUCAAUUGAUUGGGUUGUUUUUGCGCUGCAAAUUUCAGAUGGUUAAAGGGCUUGUGUUUUUGGUAUAAACCCAUCAAUCUUUCAGGCUUAUGUAGGGUGGUUGUUCAUGGUAAAUCAUUCAGUCGUAUCUUUCGGACCAAUCAAUGGACGGAAUACAUUCACUUGUUAUGCAAGGAGGCGAUAGUCUAGAACAGAGAAUGGGGGCAUGGUCUAGAAGGAAACAGGUGUGAGCGUUUUUUUUGUAAUUAGUUUAUAGCACUGGUUUUAUCUGUUAAAUCCAGUGUGCUGUUUCACGAUACUCAAUUUUGUUGCCAUGUUGGGAGUUUUCUUGUGUAUUGGUUACUUUCUGGUGUUCAAAAUUCUUUGAUAAAGAUAACAAAUAGGUCAUCAAUACGGAAGAUCAAUAUAGAAAAGACAAGGUUUUAUGGAACAUAUCAGCUUUGUUCCAUCAGUACUGAUCACCUAGCGCUAGCAGACCCAAUGUUGAACAUUUGGCGAGCCCUGUGGCACAUUAAGGUGCUUUCAACUUGUAAAUGAGACUGGUUCCACACGAAUGUUUAAACAUAAUGAAUGUGGCUUUGGAAAGAUAAGCUAUACUUGGAUGUUGCUUAAGUGCUAUUUAAAUCAUUCAAGAGAAGGCCCAAACUUUUUACAAAUUCGCUUUAUCAAUUCCUUCCUGUUUGUCCUGGGAUUUGACUAAAUUAAACUAACAUCUUCUUGUGAUUACCGGCAAAACAAAAAUUAAUAUCACUCUAGUAAACAAAUUUACAAUCCUCUGAAGGGAAGAUUUACUUGUUGAUCAGAUAGUACGGGCAAAAAAUGAACAGAAACAGCAAUGGAAUUCACCAACUUACUUGAAAUUACCCUAGUUCGCAGCAAAUUGCCCUCAUUUAGUACUCUCAAAAUUUCUUAAAGAAAAAAGAGACCUGGGCUGACAUAGUAUAAGAUAUACGGUGAGGUGGACGGUCAGGAUAAGGUGAUGGGUUUGUGAUAUUGCACCAUAUGAUGACACAUGUUAGUAUAGACGUACCCCAGUACAUACCCCACUAUAGAUCUUUUGAGGCGGGUAGGAUCGAGAUUACUAUCCCAAGGCCUAUUACUUGACAAAUGACCGGAUAACGCUGAUGGACUAAUAUAUAUUUUCAAAAAAUUUUUUAUUCCAUAUAUUAACUUAAUCUCGGAUUCACUUUUACAUUUAUUGAAUGAGUUCAUGUGUGUGAGCAAUCUGUGAAUUUGUGAUUAAGUUAAUAUAUGGAUCAUAGUAUUUUGAAAAAAAUAUUAGUCCAUCACCGUUGUCCGGUCAUUGGUCAUGUAAUUAAGCCUUGGGGGUAGUGAUCUCGUCCGGCCCAACUCAAUUGAUAUGUACAGGGGUAUAUUUAUACUAACAUGUGUCACCAUAUAGUGAAAUCUCACCAACCCAUUACCACAUCCUUACUGUCCAUCUCUCCAUAUAUAAAUCCUAUGUCAACCCAGGUCUCUUUUUUAUUUAAGAAAUUUUGAGAGCACUACUGAAGGGCGAUUUGCGGCGGACUAGGCUUUUUUCACGUGAGUUGGCGAGUUCCAUUUCCGUUUCUGAUCAGUUUUUGUCUGUACUAUUUGAUCAACAAGUAAAUAAUUCCUUUAGAGGAUUGUAAAUUUUGUUUACUAAAGUGAUGUUAAUUUUUGUUUUGCGGGACAUCACAACUAGAUUUUAGCUUAAUUUUGUCUGAUCCCAGGACCGGUUGGAAGGAAUUGAUAAAGCGAAACUGUAGAAGCCUGGGCCUUCUCUUUGAACGAUUUAAUAAAUAAAAAUCCAAUACUUCAGUUUUAUUUAUGUAAUGUAAUAAGUAUAUUGAUUAAGUUUCAGAUAGUGUGGUAAUGUUAAUUUUCCGAUCAGUUUUACUAGAUUGUUUCCUUAAAUUUACUGUUAAAAUUUAAGUUAGAUGGUAUAAGCUGAGGUGUAUGAUCUGAUUGCCACAAAAAAGGUUUUGAUCAAGGUCUGGUUUGGUGUUUGAUAACAGGCUUAUGUACCAUGGUGGUUCAUGGUAAAUUAUUCACUUGUAUCUUUCAGACCAAUCAAUGGACGGAAUACAUUCACUUGUAAUAUUCGAGAUUUUGGUCUCUAGUAGCAAAUGUUAUGCAAGGAGGCGAUAAUCUUGAACAGAGAAUGGGGGCAUGGUCUAGAAGGAAACAGGUGUGAGCGUUUCAUGAAGGACAAGAGCUUGAGAGAAUCAGCCCAUUUUUCCAACGAAGGCAGAAUGGAAGUGGUUGAAAAGCCUGCCUUGGGUGGAAUGGAAAAGGCAUUUUGUAAUAAUUUUCUGAGGCGGAUUGUUGAUUUCUUUGCGGGGAGGUUGAUAAUUGACUAUUUCGGGAAUGCUCCACGAACAGUAAAACAAGGACGGGAACGGAAAAGGAUUUGCAGGAGAUCGGGUGACACAGUUUGGGGGGCAUGGGGCAUUCUUCCUGUUGAACUUCUGGUUUCAAUAUUGGUAAAGUUAAGUAUCGUGGACUACCUGUCAUUUAGCGGUGUUUGUAAAUCUUGGAGGUCUGCAUCUAAUGAUUUCCGCAAAUAUUGUAUGGAGCGCCAGCAACCCCUAAUUGUUGUUCAGCCAAAGUAUUCAAAAAAGUCUUGUGUAUUGUACAAUAUGUUCGAUAUGAAAAGUUACAAAACAAUGCUGCCAGAUUUGCCUUGCAAGAAAUUAUUUGGUUUGUCAUGUGGGUACCUGAUUACAAUUGACAGAAACCUAGGCUUUUGGCUCGUAAAUUUAAUGACAAAACAUGAGCUGCGUUUUCCCUUCCUUCGUGAUAUGGGUGACAGAAAUUGGUUUGAAUUUUCUGCUCGCCUCUUUCGGUCCACUCGGCUUUCAGAAACUUUCAUGGUUCUUUUCUCUCGGACAAAAAAUUAUAUUUGGUUAUCCAAAAGUGGCAGCAGCAGUUGGCAGAGAUAUGCUUUAUUCGACACAAAAGCCAAGGUUGCAGAUGUGAAGAUUUUUUAUGGCAAAAUCUUUGUUUUGACUUCAGAUGUACGUUUUGGAGAAUUUAAUCCGAAGGCAUUUUCUGUUCCGAAGUUCUCCAAAAUCAGAAUCCCUUUCCAGGUUUCAUCUAAUAUGUAUUUGAAGUUGGUAGCGUCAGACAAUAAGCUAUACAUGACUGUAUUGAAUAGUCAUCUCUAUCCUGCAUUGGAACGAUAUCUUUCAUUAUUCGAAAUUGACCAUGAGACAAUGGAUAGAGCAAAACAGAUUCAUGACUUGGGUGCAAAAUCUUUAUUUCUUAGUUCGUACAGUUCCGCUGUCGUCAAUACAACUGGUUGGGGAGCAGGUAACUGUGUCUGUCUUCUUCACUUUAAAGAUUUGAAUAAAUGUUCUUUCUUUAACCUGAAUGGAAAUCGGCUAGGAACAACUCCUGUUGUUUGGGAUGGUCAUUUAUUGCCAUAUUUUUGGUAUUUUCCUAGUGAAAUUUGGUCAAUUAGUUGUGUCAGUGAUGAGUUUGGCGCAUGAUCACUUCUAAAUCUCAUUCAGUUUUUUUCAUUAAGUCUGUAGUUUUUAUCUUCAUCUUACAUUAUGGAACUGUAAUGUUUGCCUUAGAGGCCCCAGACAAAACUCAAAUGUCAUUCUUUGUAUUUCUUAUUGGCACCAUGUCUUUUCGUGUAUAAUACAGAUUCAUAAGGAAAAAUUUCCCAAUUUGAAGCUGUAGUUUAAUAUAGUUAUAUAUUUUUACUGAGCAAACUUUAAUUUAUAGAUGAUUACUUUAUUUCUGAAUUAUGGUAGUGACAAACAGAUAAGUUAAUUUUCAAGAAGGAGAUGCAGUUUCUUCCAUCUCUUUUUCCUGCUAGAUCUUUGCAUGUCCAACUCUUUUUCCAGCC